AGUUUGUUAUCGGUUGUAUCGGUACAACAUAGGUUAUCAGCCUCGCUCUGCAUGUAGAAUUUAUAGAAUUCAUAGCAUUGAUUUCCUUCUUUUGAAUUCGUAGACCCCCUAGACAAUUCAUUGAGUUUUUUUUUCUAGCUUCUUUGUUCCGCUUUGGUUUAUUCUUGUCAUAGAACGUUCCUAGACCGCUAACAAGCUCAAAGUAACUAGCUUGACCAACCACCGCGUGGCCAUAAGUAAGAAAUAAACCGGAACGAUUUAAAACCACGGCCAACACUAAAGUCAUUAGAAUAAUUCAGAAUUAGCUGACUAGUACUAGAAAAGUCAAAGAGAUUGCAAACGGUGCAAUCUCAAAGGUCUACCUCGCCUAGAAUUCAAACGGAAUAAGUUAACUAUCCACGGAAGUAACUAAACAAAGAACGAAGUCAAAAGUAAUUCACCAAGGUAAGGGCGUAAGUUACAAAACCAAAGUUCUCAAGGAGAACCUUAGCUAACUAGCUAGAAACUAAAUUUUUUAGCUCCCUUGACUAUUUUGAAAACGAGUAAGUGAGAAGAAAAUAGAUUAAAUCCAGCGGCGGCGAAGUAUAUAGUACUUACAGAUAAUUACGGAUUAUCUUCAAUAAGACUACGGAAAUGGUGGCCUUGCAAGUUACGCUAUACCGCUUUUACAAGCACGGAGGAGUGGCCUCCUUCUACAUCGCGAACGAGCGAGGAUGUAGAGUCUUGCUGCAGUUCACAGAGGACCCGGAAGAGGCGGACUUCGACAGCAUGAAGGUGGUGAAAGUGGGAUACAAAAGCAAAGACCUGAAGCUCCUCAACAAAGCAGUUUCUGACGAAGAAGUCGCAUCCUUACUGGCGUCGUAUAACAGGUGGCUGGCCGGUGAAGACGACGAGGAAGACGAAGCUGAAGAAGAUGCGCAGGAAGCUGACGAAGACGAAAAUACCACGGAGGAGCCCGAGAGCAAGAGCACCAAGAAAGCACCCACUUCCGCACUACCAGCAGGGAUCAAGGUGAUUCUAGAAAAUCCUCCGAAGAUAUCGCAGGCUACCGGUUCUCGCAUGGAGUACAUUACCGAGGUAUCCGAAUGGCAUCGGAUAUGCGGCCAGUAUUUUACUUCGGAUUCGGAAAUACUAUACAUUUUCCGCAAACAAGCUCUGGAUGAGCCGCAACUACGUGAAGCUUUGAGGCACGAGACCCAGUGGGAGCCUUUCCUAGCGAAGCUGAAGGAGUUAUAUCUCCCCGAUGACGCGCAGCAGAAGCUUACCGUGUGGAGUACGCUAGUGGACUCCAAGAGAGCAUCUGGGACCCCGGUAAAGCUCUACCUACAAGAAUGGGCGAACGCUCAUACUGCCGCGCAGCGUGCUGGCGUGCCGAUUGCGGAAACCUUGGCUGGCAUCCUCCUUUUCCAAGCCGCAGAGCUAUCGGAGGUGGAACGCACGGUGGUACUUGGCAACAUCAAGGGCGAUUUCAAAGUCGACAAAGUCAAGCAAGCCAUUCGGACGGCAACAGCGGAACUCGUCGAUGAGUCUACCCCUAUGAGCAGCACGGUCCUGACAACAACCACGAAGAAAUGCGUGCAUUGUGGGAAGCCGGGGCACGUCGUGGCCCAAUGUUGGAACAAGCAUCCGCACCUUAAGCCGGGAGGAGCAGCAGCCAAGAGCAGCGGCAAGGGCAAAGGCAAAGGUAAGAAAGGAGGAAAGAAGGCCUGA
Amoebophrya sp. A25 is the source of this 1710-nucleotide messenger RNA. NCBI's taxonomy places the organism in Eukaryota, Dinophyceae, Syndiniales, Amoebophryaceae. The record is from the annotation of a GenBank genome assembly.